Messenger RNA from Haliotis rubra (blacklip abalone), 897 nucleotides. RefSeq names its product circumsporozoite protein-like. The transcript has a single exon. Lineage: Eukaryota; Metazoa; Mollusca; Gastropoda; Lepetellida; Haliotidae. The record is from RefSeq and is a predicted model, not a curated record. Bases 1 to 897 code for a protein of 298 amino acids.
AUGUCAAAAGAGGAAAGCAGAUCUGACGGACACCUACUCCUGGGUAAGUUCAAGUUAUCCGCAAUCCACGUCAGCAGUUGGGGUGUCUCUACUGCAUCUGAGGUAGACAGACACUCUGAAGGAGGAGAAGGCAUGGCAGAAGUGAGUGCUUCAUCCAAUGAGGGACCCGACGAUGGUUCAUGCAAACCCGGAGGAGUAGCAGUCGCUUGGGGAGGAGAGGCAGAGGCUACUGCUCAAACAACUGAGUCCAAGGCGAAAGGCUGGGAACCAGCAUUGUCUCUUGAAGGAUCCCAACCAAAGGCAGAGGCUACUGCUCAAACAACUGAGUCCAAGGCGAAAGGCUGGGAACCAGCACUGUCUCUAGAAGGAUCCCAACCUAAGGCAGAGGCUACUGCUCAAAUAAUUGAGUCAAAGUCGAAAGGCUGGGAAUCAGCACUGUCUAUAGAAGGAUCCCAACCUAAGGCAGAGGCUACUGCUCAAACAAUUGAGUCAAAGUCGAAAGGCUGGGAACCAGCACUGUCUCUAGAAGGAUCCCAACCUAAGGCAGAGGCUACUGCUCAAACAGCUGAGUCAAAGGCGAAAGGCUGGGAACCAGCACUGUCUCUAGAAGGAUCCCAACCUAACGCAGAGGCUACUGCUCAAACAACUGAGUCCAAGGCGAAAGGCUUGGAACCAGCACUGUCUCUAGAAGGAUCCCAACCUAAGGCAGAGGCUACUGCUCAAACCAUUGAGUCAAAGGCGAAAGGCUGGGAACCAGCACUGUCUCUAGAAGGAUCCCGACCUAAGGCAGAGGCUACUGCUCAAACAACUGAGUCCAGGUCGAAAGGCUGGGAACCAGCACUGUCUUUAGAAGGAUCCCAAGAAACCAGACUAAUCGGACGGGAGGCUGUAGACUAA